Molecule: messenger RNA, 3127 nt
Organism: Protopterus annectens (West African lungfish)
Lineage: Eukaryota; Metazoa; Chordata; Ceratodontiformes; Protopteridae
Gene: ABHD6
Product: abhydrolase domain containing 6, acylglycerol lipase
Exons: 8
Coding region: 27-1046 (339 amino acids)
Molecular function (GO): catalytic activity
Source: RefSeq, a predicted model, not a curated record
GCAGGUGUGACUGAGGCUACAGAACCAUGGAUCUUGAUAUCGUGACUAUGCUUGCAUUAGCAGGAGGGACACUGGCAAUUCCCAUCCUGGCAUUUAUGGCCUCCUUCCUGCUUUGGCCAUCAGCGCUCAUUAAUGUCUAUCACUGGUACUGGAGGCAAGCACUAGGGAUGCAGGUUAAAUAUGUUUAUGCUGGUAACUACCAAUUCUGCUACUCUUACCGAGGAAAACCUGGAAACAAACCAUCCAUCCUGAUGCUACAUGGAUUCUCAGCACACAAAGAUAUGUGGUUAUAUGUGGUCAAAUUUCUUCCAAAGAAUUUGCACCUGAUCUGUGUUGAUUUGCCUGGUCACGGAGGCACAACUCGCACAUGUGCUGAUGACUAUUCAAUUGAGGGACAGGUGAAGCGGAUACAUCAGUUUGUUGACUCCAUCAAGCUGAACAAGCGACCUUUUCAUCUGGUUGGUACAUCUAUGGGUGGUAAUAUAGCUGGAGUUUAUGCUGCACAGUAUCCCUCAGAAGUUUCUAGUUUAUCUCUAAUAUGCCCUGCUGGUUUGCAGUAUCCAAAGGAAAAUGAAUUUGUGAAAGGUUUAAAAAACCUGGAGGAGACCCGUGAUGUGACAAAAGUCCCUCUUAUCCCUUCAACACCUGAAGAAAUGGAAGAAAUGUUGAAACUUUGCUCUUAUGUCCGAUUUAAAGUACCACAACAGAUUCUACAGGGUCUGGUUGAUGUGCGAAUUCCACACAAUGAAUUUUACCGGGAAUUAUUUUUAGAAAUUGUCAAAGACAAGUCAAGACAUGCCCUACAGCACUGUAUGAGCAAACUUAGUAUGCCAGUUCAAGUCAUUUGGGGAAAACAAGAUCAGGUAUUGGAUGUUUCUGGUGCUGAUGUCUUAGCUGGGUCUGUACCAGGCUGCCAUGUGGAAUUAUUGGAAAACUGUGGCCAUUCUGUGGUAAUGGAGAGACCACGAAAACUAGCCAAAGUCUUGGUAGAGUUUCUAUCAUCUCUGAACAAUACAAACUCUGACAAGAAGAAGAAAACUGAUUAAACUUUGUUAUGUUCCAUUAUGCCAGAAGGGAGAAAUGAUUCUUGCAUUUCAAUGAUUUCUCAGAGACAUUUGAUGAAGCACACAUGUAGUCCAUAAAUGGUUUCCAUGAUUCUAAGAUCAGUAACAUACAGGACCACUGCAGUCUACUGAUUAUCAGAAAUGAGGUUGUCUGCUUUGAAGUUUUUUUUACAAAUUCACAAACUAAUUUAAUGACUUAACAGAUCUUCCAUGUAUAGGAUACUGACACCAGGACUAAUGCAAAUGACAAUGAUUCAGCUUAUCAGGCUGCUUAAAAUUGGGGAAGGGUCUUGCUGAGUCAAGUCUGUCCCCCAAUGUUUCAGCAUGUUGCAUAAUAGUACGUAGAUGCCCUUCCUUGGUUGGGCCUACAUUUUUUGCAGCGCACAAAGUACAGCACUAUGCAACAUGUAUGAUUUGAACAACUAUUUAUAAAGCUGGAACACAGAUCAUUUUGUAUUCUACAAAACAGAACUGUAAGGCUUUUUUUACAACUCGGUUCAUUAUCGUGGUUGUGUGACUAGUGUAUGCCUGUAACAAUGAAGUGAUUUUUUUUUAAUAAUGCAUUCUAUACAGGCAAUAGCAGUCCAGAUUUUGUUUGUGCUCUUUUAGACAGUCACGUGGAGCUUUUCUUCUAUUCUCAUACCUUUAUCUUUUUAGAUUUUAAUUUGUGUUAGCAUCUUUAGUAAAACUUAUGUAAUGCAUUUUUUUUUACAUUCUAGGUGUCUUGUGCCCCCCAAAGUAAAUGAAUUAACUGAUAAUUUGUUCAGGCACAUUCUGUCAUUCUUUAAGGUGUUACAUACAUGAUAAACGUCAUUUAAGCUUAGCUUUUGUGUCUUAUGCUGAGUACUUCUCAGCAAACUCAUGAGAUGCAGUCAGUCUGAAGGCCACAUAAUCUGUUCACUACUGCAGAUUCACACUGUAGACACACAGAGCUCUAAGUAUUCAGGUCAGAUACUGAAAUACUUCCUUUCAUUAUAUAGUAUUUUCUAUUAAGUGCAAAUUGCAAGUGACAUUCUGAAAGUAGACUCCUUUACAGCAUAAAUAAUUGCUAUGGUACAAUGCUAAAGCAGCUCCUGUAGCAGGACUACUCUUCCACCUUCCAUCUUCAUACUUGCAAGUAAGCAGGCCUCUAUCCUUAGGUUAGCUGCAUACACUUACAGACAUAAUGCCGGCAACAUAACAUUACCUUUAUAAUAAAACAGAUUUGUUAAAUUAUAACAGAGAAAAUUUAGCAUGUCUAGUUACAGCAUGGUAUUCUGAAGAAAUGCAAUAUUAUAUUUCAUUUGCAAAGGGUAACAAGUGAAAAACAGAGUAUAUAAUGCACAUCUUUUAUUUAGCGUUAAAUAUAUCAUUGUGGGCAGUUAAGCAUGUACUAUACAAGACUAUUGAGGGGCCCACCCAGUUUCCCAUUUGCCUUAGAGCACUGUCUGUUUAUGUUAACUUGGCCAGAGUCGCACAGUAGAAAAAUAGAGGCUGAAAGAUUCAAACCUUGGACUACAUGAAGCAGCUUGUUAGCUUAUAUCCUCUAUCCUCUGCACUAACUGCCAAAGGCAUUAAAAUUCUCUGAUCAUGAUUCUAAUCCAGGCUGUGGUAUCGAGAGUACCAAAUCCUAAUCACUAAACCACCAGGGAGCCCCACAAAUCUAAUUAAUAAAGUAUGUAAUUUCCUAUUUUUCAUCUUAGCUUGUAAGUAGCAGACAAACUACUCGAAAUUAAAGAGGUGAAAAAGUUUACUAAUCAGUUAGAUCUGCUGACAUGGGACAGCACUGAAAACAAUUGAAUGAAUGCAUGAUUUAUGUGACUUUUAUUUUUGCCUGAUUUUCAAAACCAACAACAAUAUCCUGCAGAAAGGAAGAGUACUUUUCAAUGAGUAUUUUAUUAGGCAAAUCAGUUUAAAUAUUCUGUAUUUAAAUGUAAAAAUGGAUCUUGGAUAUGUUUCUUUAUUCUUUGCUGAUAUAUUUGUUUUGUCCUUGUGUGUAAAGAGCAAGUCAGAUAUGUAGAUCACAUCUCUUUCAAACAAAAUUUAAAUUUUUGACUGCAUAAUUAAAAUAACCAUUUAAUAUA